GCAGAAGCGUAUUAAAUAUUUUGUUAAAAUUGAAAAGCAAAUAGUGGAAAUGAAUUCACUUAUGUUCAUCAAUUCCAAGCACUGCCUUGUACAUACUAUGUAUAUGUAUAUACUAAUUCUACUACUUCACUAUUCAUCAUAUGCUUUCAUUCACAUCAAUCCAAGUAACUCUGACUCAUCUUCUAACAACUUUCAGUGUGACCAAGCUUCAGCAAAUGAUGGAGGAUAUCCAAGUGUUUGGAACACCCUUGUUGGUGAGGAAUAUCCAAGUUUUCCUAUGUACUAUGGCACAGCCUCUGUUAAAAGAAGUAGCUUCCCCACUGAUUUCAUGUUUGGUACAGCAUCCUCUUCAUAUCAGUAUGAGGGUGCAGUGAAUGAAGGUGGCCGAAGUCCAAGUAUAUGGGACACUUACACUGAGAAAUACCCAGAAAGAAUAAAAGAUCAUAGUAAUGGUGCGGUUGCCGUUGAUUCAUACCAUCUUUUCAAGGAAGAUGUGAAUAUAAUGAAGGACAUAGGAUUCAAUGCAUAUAGGUUCUCAAUCUCAUGGAGCAGGAUACUUCCGGGUGGAAACUUAGCUGGAGGAAUAAAUAAAGAAGGCAUCCAAUAUUACAACAACCUCAUUAAUGAGCUUCUUUCAAAUGGAAUACAUCCCUUUGUAACUAUUUUCCAUUGGGAUUUGCCUCAGAGCCUUGAAGAUGCAUAUGGUGGCUUUUUGAGUCCACACAUUGUGGAUGAUUUUAAGGACUAUGCAGAGGUGUGCUUUAAGGAAUUUGGGGACAGAGUGAAACACUGGAUUACAUUGAAUGGACCAUCCAUUUUGUCUCUAUUAGGCUAUGCUCAUAUUUUGAAAGCCCCAGGAAGAUGCUCAAGCUGGUUGCCCUUCAAUUGCUCCGGUGGAGAUUCCGCCACUGAACCUUACCUUGUGGCUCACCACCAGCUUCUUGCCCAUGCUGCUGCUGUCAAACUUUAUAGGGAAAAAUACCAAAAAUCUCAAAAGGGUCAAAUUGGGAUUGCUCACAGCAUUGACUGGGCUAUACCUAUAUCCCAUUCUGCUGCUGACAUUGAUGCAACAUCAAGAGCACUGGCUUUCAGGAUAGGAUGGUUCAUGGAACCAAUAACUUAUGGUUCAUACCCUGUUGAAAUGGUUAACUAUUUGGGAGAUAGAUUGCCAAGAUUUUCUCAAGAGCAAUCUAAAAUGGUCCAAAAUUCAUUUGAUUUUAUUGGUAUCAAUUAUUAUACCACAUCUUAUGUGACGGAUGCUGAAUGUCAAGUUGAAAAUCAAACAGCCUUCACAGACUCUUGCACAGAGUUAACAAAUGAGCGAAAUGGGAUUCCUAUUGGUCCAAAGGGUGCCUCAAAUUGGAUCUACCUAUACCCACAAGGAAUUGAGGAACUACUAAUAUACAUGAACAACAAGUACAACAAUCCAAUUAUAUACAUAACCGAGAAUGGAUAUCCUGAGGCUAACGAUGGAAAAAUGUCACUUGAAGACAGAGAAAGAAUAGAUUGCCAUAUUCAGCAUCUUUACUACAUUCGCAGUGCUAUGAGGAAUAAUGAUGUUAAGGUGAAGGGCUACUUUGCAUGGUCAUUGUUGGACAAUUUUGAAUGGGCAGAUGGAUACACUGUUCGAUUUGGACUCGUUUAUGUUGAUUAUAAGAAUCAUUUAAAAAGAUAUGCAAAAUCUUCAGCCAAAUGGUUUAAGAAUUUUCUCCAUAAACAAGUAGAAUCCCUCUGAAGUCUGAACAGCAACCAACAGACACAUGCCUGUCCUCACUAAUUUACUAUUUCUUUUUUUUAAGUUGAGAUGGUUAGACUAAUUAAAAAGAAAUAUCUCUUCUUUUGCAUAUAAAUGAAUUACAUAUAAUUUUACACAUAUAAUUUUUUAGCACUUUAUUUUGGGUGUAAGUUU
Arachis stenosperma is the source of this 1909-nucleotide messenger RNA. RefSeq names its product beta-glucosidase 12-like. Gene Ontology annotation, biological process: carbohydrate metabolic process. NCBI's taxonomy places the organism in Eukaryota, Viridiplantae, Streptophyta, Magnoliopsida, Fabales, Fabaceae. The transcript has 15 exons. The record is from RefSeq and is a predicted model, not a curated record. Gene Ontology annotation, molecular function: beta-glucosidase activity. The coding region runs from base 50 to 1735 and encodes 561 amino acids.